AUGGAAUUUUUCGGGAGUAAGCCUCGACCCAAGACAAAAAAUGUUAAACGUUUAAAUGUGUCCAAGCCAAAAAAAGAAUACAACAUACUUGAAGAUUCUCAGAAAUCCAGUCCAUCAAAUUCUCAACCGGGUGUUUCGACUCGUAUUGAAAAUAGUAAUAACAUAUGUAACAUUUGUUACAUUAUGCCAAAAAAUGGAGUAUUUAAUCACGGGAAAAUUGGCCAUAUUUAUUGUUGCUACACAUGUGCCAAAAAAUUGUGGCGAAAAUCGAACAAAUGUCCCUUAUGUAAUGUAAGAAUUAAAUUUGUGACAAAAAUGAUUGUUGUCUAG
Messenger RNA from Macrosiphum euphorbiae (potato aphid), 330 nucleotides. Lineage: Eukaryota; Metazoa; Arthropoda; Insecta; Hemiptera; Aphididae. The record is from the annotation of a GenBank genome assembly.